Messenger RNA from Penicillium daleae, 1014 nucleotides. Its product is annotated as flavin reductase family protein. The coding region runs from base 1 to 1014 and encodes 337 amino acids. Gene Ontology annotation, molecular function: FMN binding. NCBI's taxonomy places the organism in Eukaryota, Fungi, Ascomycota, Eurotiomycetes, Eurotiales, Aspergillaceae. The transcript has 2 exons. The record is from RefSeq and is a predicted model, not a curated record.
AUGCUUCGAAUAAACCCUUUCGCACGCCUUCUCUCCCAGCCGUCCUGCAACCUCUGUCGCAGUCGGUAUCGACUUGAGAAUCGAGUAAUACAAAAUAUCCGGACGAGCUCCUCUGCGGCGGCAGUUGCAGAAAAUGAUGACGUCGUGGCGGCCCAGAACAACUACAAAAUCAUUCAAGAGGCUGGAAACUUCGAAGAAACUGAAGCAACACGGCCGGACUUUGAUCACUCCAAGCCAAUCGAAAUCACAAAGUCACCUUUUCCUCAAUGGAACUACGGCGAUGGAGUUCCCGAUAACGGGAAGAGCUUGGGUCAACAGCACCAUGAGAUUGACCCUUACGCGCCCGAUCGGCCAAUGAUCAGCAACUAUCGCCUGGUCGUCUCUGGCAUCGCACCACGGCCAAUUGGUUUUAUCAGUACUGUCAGUUCUGACGGACAGAAAAACCUCUCGCCAUUCAGCUACUUCCAAGUCCUGGAUCAUGACCCGCCAAUGUUCAUUGUUGGCUUUUCCUCGCGUCCGGGUCGUGUCAAGGACACCUACCGCAAUAUCAAGGAAACCGGCGAGUGUGUCAUCAACACUGUUUCGGAGAACAUGAUCGAGGCUGUCAAUGCCACUUCAAUUGAUGCGCCAUAUGGCGUGUCUGAGUGGGAUGUAUCAGGUCUUCAUGAAGCACCCUCAACUACCGUCAGACCUUCCCGAGUGGCAGAGUCUGUGUUGAGCAUCGAAGGCAAGGUGGUCGACAUCAAGGAGUUUACCGAUCACCAACAACCAGGCAUGAGUAUUGCGGCCAAUGUGCUGAUCAAGGCCACACGGUUUUGGGUGAAAGAAGGCACUGUAAAUGCCGAUUACAGUCAUAUUGACAUUGAAAAACUGCGACCUAUUGGGCAGCUGGGCGGUAUCUCCUACGGUCGGAUUGCAUCGACGUUCGAGAGACCGCGUAAGAAGUGGGAUCAAGAGGUUCCUAAGAGCGAAUUUCUGGCCAAGCUAGAUGCUGCCAAGUCCAAUGUGAAAUAG